Loa loa (African eye worm) is the source of this 273-nucleotide messenger RNA. RefSeq lists its product as hypothetical. Lineage: Eukaryota; Metazoa; Nematoda; Chromadorea; Rhabditida; Onchocercidae. The record is from RefSeq and is a predicted model, not a curated record. The transcript has 2 exons. The coding region runs from base 1 to 273 and encodes 90 amino acids.
AUGGUGACAACAAAAGGGAUACCUGGAAAAAGGAUGGAAGAGGGAAAAGUGGCUAUGAUGGCGGAAUGCCAUCGUCAUCAACGCAACACAACCGUCAGUAACAUUCAUUCCUUAACAUGUAAAGCUUUCCAGUUAUUAUCGAUGUUUCUUGUCGUUGCUGAUAAUGACGACGAUGAUAAUGAUGAUGUUGUUGUCAAUAUUAUUUUGUUGUAUGUUGUUAUAAUUGUUACUGCUUCUAUUGUUAUUACUGUUGCUGACCACGAUGAUGAUUAA